Molecule: messenger RNA, 2358 nt
Organism: Lycium barbarum (goji berry)
Lineage: Eukaryota; Viridiplantae; Streptophyta; Magnoliopsida; Solanales; Solanaceae
Exons: 5
Coding region: 137-2140 (667 amino acids)
Molecular function (GO): protein binding
Source: RefSeq, a predicted model, not a curated record
AUAUGCCCUAGGAAAUUUGGAUGACUAAAUCAUACACCUUCUGUUCUUCAAGCAAUCUAGCUAUUACUCUCUAAUGGAAAUUUUAACUGAAGAUGAAAGAAAGCAUAACAUCAAUACGGAGCUUUACUAUUGAUUGAUGAAGCAAGAACAAAAUGAAGUUAUACAACUCUGUCAAAAACUCCAAGAAGGGCCAUUGCAUAUAUUAUCCGUGCACGAUGACACAGUCCUCCAUGUGGCUGCCUACUCUAAGCAAACAGAUUUGGUUCUCUGUUUACUUAAAGAGUUGGAAACGCGAUUGCCUGAGUUUCCUCUAGAUGGACUAAUGCAUCGCAAUGAUAUGGAGAAUACCAUUCUUCAUGAAAUAGCCACUUUUGACAGAGUCGAUUCAGCUGCAAAGGUAAUAUUGAAUAGAGCACCUGGUUUACUUGGUAUGCGCAAUAAGAGUGGAGAGACUGCUUUAUUCCGUGCUGUUCGUUAUGGGAAAGCAGUGAUGUUUGAUUUUCUUGAUGAACAAGUGAAUCAACUUUUUGAUGUUUAUGAGAGAGAGGCUUGUUAUUAUAAGCUUGGUGGAGCCACAAUUCUUCAUGCUGCUGUACGCCCUGAGCACUUUGGUUUGGCCUUGUUGAUUGCAAAAAAGUAUGAUUAUUUGGUCAAUGAACGAGAUGCAGAUGGAAUGACUGCUCUUCAACUUCUUGCAUGCAACCGACAAGCAUUUGGAAGUGGAGAGAAGUAUAGUUAUAUCAAGAGAUCCAUUUACACCCGUCUUUCAACUGAACAUAAGGCUACAGAGAGUGAAGGCUAUUUCACGCGAGAAGCACCUCAUCAACUUCACUCAUCAAAUCUUUUCUUUUUUCUUUUUCCUUCGGAAGCUCAAAAUUGUUAUAGAGUGCCUUUGGUGGAGUCUAUGCGUAAGCAAAAGCAGAGAUAUGAACAAGUUCUUGAACUUGCCAAGUUCUUAAUAGCAAAGGAUACUUCUUGGGAGUAUUCAGAGUCUGCAUUAAAUCAGGUCGAACCUCGAUCCCACAAAUAUAGACUAAUGUCAGAUGCUACAAAAUGCCAUGAAAAAGAGGAACAAGAUGUGGUUGCACAAGCAGGACAAGCUGUUACAAAAGUUGCUGAGUCACCUUUGAUAUUAGCAACCAAAUCAGGUUGCACAGAAAUUGUGGAUGAGAUACUGAAAACAUAUCCUCAAGCUGUGGAAUAUGUUGACAGUGAAGGUCGUAAUGUUUUGCACGUCGCGAUCAAGUACCGCCAGAUGCAAAUCUUUGACAUAGUUGAGAAAAUGGGAAUGCCAAUGAGGAGACUCAAGAGAAAAAUCACUCAUCAGGGAAAUUCCAUACUGCACAUGGUUGGUGUAAAAGAGGAAAGUGAAAUUGCAGAUAUGAGAAGCCCUGCACUGCUAUUGCAAGAGAAUUUGCUCUUGUUUGAGCGUGUGAAAAGCGUCUGUUCAGCUGAUUUUUUCGAAAUUAUUAACGAAGAUGGCAAGACGGCGGAAGAGUUAUUCACCAAAGCAAAUGCUACACUUCUUUCAGAAGCAAAAGACUGGCUGAAACGCACUGCCGAGAACUGUACAAUAAUUGCUGUGCUUAUAGCAACAGUGGCUUUUGCAGCAGCCUAUACUAUUCCAGGUGGUCCAAAUCAAAGCACUGGUUAUCCCGUCCUCUUGGACCAGCCAUUCUUCGUGAUUUUCACCAUUGGAGAUGUGCUUUCCAUUACCUUUGCUUUGACCUCAAUGAUAACCUUUCUCUCAAUUCUUACCUCUUCAUUUCUGAUGCAUGAAUUCAGGCGGUCACUUCCUCAGAAAUUAAUUCUGGGAGUUACCCUCUUGAUUCUUUCUGUGUCGAUGAUGAUGUUAGCAUUUGCGUCGACUAUAAUCUUGAUGAUUCACUAUAAGGAAAGGUGGACAAAAAUUGCUUUAUCUUCCAUGGCAUUCCUACCUGUGACCAUUUUUGCAGUUUCAUAUUUUCCUCUGUACGUGUCAUUAUGGAAAAACUUCAACUACUCAUUAAGGAAAUUAGCCAGGGCUUUUCCUAGGUGCAAGACUAUAUCAGGAAGGCCUCGCGAUUCCCCUUUGCCAAGCUCUUCCAGUCACCAUCAGUCUGAAUCUACUAAAUUUGGCAUUUCCACAUCCUAUUAUUAGUAACUGAAUAUGUGAUAGUUGUUCUGUUUGUGAGAUAAAGGAGACUUAUGUCCACUCAAGAGUCUUCACAGUAGUUUUUGUAUCCUUGAAAUGUAUUAUAGUAGUAGGGGUGUGUGCCCAUUGAAUGUAUGUUUAAGUCCUCAAUUGUUGAAGCAUAUGUGAUAGUUAUCAAGUUUAAUUAUCUAUGCCAAACUCAUUUUUAUUUGGCUUUCUUGGAA